CAAUAGUAUGGGAUGAUAACCAGCCACUGGGCCGUGAGAAGAAAAAAGAAUUAACACCUUUAAAUAUAAGAAGAGCUACUAAAUCAUCACCUGUCCUUCUGUUUACUCCUCUCUCUCUCUCUCUCUCUCUCUCUCUGUAGACAAACCCAAAAUCCAAAUGUUGAGGGCAAGGAAUGGAAUGUGAAGGACUCUCAAUCUGAGCGGAGUGUACCGAUCGCUGCGUCCUCAACACGGCCGGCGGCGUUUCUCAGAAGGUGUUGAUUGAGAAGAAGAAAUACGAAGGGUUGGUCAAUGGGGCAAGUUCUUUCCAUCGUCUUGAGAUUUCUAUCUGGUGGUAAAGUAGGGAAUGGGUCAGCAGAAACACCAGGCGGAACAUCAGAGCCUCUUAUCUCUGCAACUGCCGGCUUAUCCUCAACAAUAGAAGAAGAUCCACCACCCCCCACUGCAGCAGCUUUGCCCCACAAGCUUCUGACCACUCCGCAUUUCUGCAGCAUAGACGUAGAGCAGUACUACUGCUCUUACACAGGAGAUGACACAUCUCAUCAUCAGCUGCAAGAAGAUAUACUGGGGUCAGCAGAAACACCAGGCGGAACAUCAGAGCCUCUUAUCUCUGCAACUGCUGGCUUAUCCUCAACAAUAGAAGAAGAUCCACCACCCCCAACUGCAGCAGCUUUGCCCCAAAAGCUUCUGACCACUCCGCAUUUCUGCAGCAUAGACGUAGAGCAGUACUACUGCUCUUACACAGGAGAUGACACAUCUCAUCAUCAGCUGCAAGAAGAUAUACUGGGGUCAGCAGAAACACCAGGCGGAACAUCAGAGCCUCUUAUCUCUGCAACUGCUGGCUUAUCCUCAACAAUAGAAGAAGAUCCACCACCCACAACUGCAGCAGCUUUGCCCCAAAAGCUUCUCAUCACGCCGCAUUUCUGCAGCGUAGACGUAGAGCAGUACUACUGCUCUUACACAGGGGAUGACACAUCUCAUCAUCAGCUGCAAGAAGAUAUACUGGGGUCAGCAGAAACACCAGGCAGAACUUCAGAGCCUCUUAUCUCUGCAACUGCUGGCUUAUCCUCAACAAUAGAAGAAGAUCCACCACCCACAACUUCAGCAGCUUUGCCCCAAAAGCUUCUCUUCACUCCGCAUUUCUGCAGCAUAGACGUAGAGCAGUACUACUGCCCUUACACAGGAGAUGACACAUCUCGUCAUCAGCUGCAAGAAGAUAUACUUGCUCUGUCGAGCUUAGAGUCAUCACUAAGCGAUGAAGACGACUCAAUCUCAUCAAAAACCGAUGAAGUUGACCAAGACACGAGACUAGUUGAAGUUCUGUGUCAAGUUGUGAAGGAUUUUGAAUCAGAACCAGAGUUGUGGAUGAAGCAGUACAGCAGCAAGCAAAAGAUUCUACUAGUGGGUGAAGGAGACUUCUCGUUUUCUGCUUGUUUGGCGGCCGCUUUUGGUUCUGCUACUAACAUUGUCUCCACUUCUCUCGAUUCGGAAGGAUUCUUGACGAGAAACUAUAGAAGUGCAAUGGCCAACCUUGGUUGUUUAAGGGGAAGAGGAGCGAAGGUGUUUCACGGCGUGGAUGCUACAGAAAUGGCCAAAAAUUUCAUUUUCCAAGGCAUUAAAUUUGAUCGGGUGGUUUAUAACUUCCCACUUGCUGGAUUUUUUCUUGAUGAAUCACGAGAAUCUCAAUUGCGGAGAAACACAAAUCUUAUACGCCUGUUCUUGAGGAAUGCCAAGAAGAUGAUUGUGGAAGCAAAGGGAGAAAUACAUAUUACCCACAAAUCAAAUGGCUUCUUUGCAGAAUGGAACCUGCAGCAGCUGGCAUCAAGUGAAGGCCUUCAACUUAAGCAAGAGGUGCAUUUCAAUUUCAAAGACUAUCCAGGCUACCGAACCAAAUAUGGGUUUGGUGGGGACAAAAAUUUCAAUUGCAACCCUAGUAAAUCUUAUAUUUUUGGACUGAUUAAGAUCAAUGCUUGAUGGAGUUGUAUUGUACAGUUUUCAAGGGCAAUUUCUGUUUCUGGGCUAGCUAAAAGAAUUUUAACACGGGGUUAGACCGACCCUUUCAGGGCCAAGCAUGCCUAAAGAACCCCCGACAGAAACUAGUACGCUGGGUCUUGAUUACUACCAUGAAUGGAUGAAGGUUGAAUUAAACAUAUGGAAAGUGGUUAUGUUUGACAUAUUAUGUAUUAUUGUCAUCCUAUUAACACCUGAGAUUUUUAGAUUCAAAUGUGAAAUAAUACUCAAGAAUUUUUU
Diospyros lotus (date-plum) is the source of this 2250-nucleotide messenger RNA. RefSeq lists its product as uncharacterized. Bases 292 to 1974 code for a protein of 560 amino acids. The transcript has 4 exons. Gene Ontology annotation, cellular component: cytoplasm. Gene Ontology annotation, biological process: rRNA base methylation. Gene Ontology annotation, molecular function: rRNA (uridine-N3-)-methyltransferase activity. The record is from RefSeq and is a predicted model, not a curated record. Lineage: Eukaryota; Viridiplantae; Streptophyta; Magnoliopsida; Ericales; Ebenaceae.